UAGUAAAAAUAAUAAUAUAAAAUACAAUGAGUUUAUUGGAGUAAUUUUUUGAAAUUUAGAAUGAUCUCUCGAGUUCUCAAUUAUUUGCUGUUAAUCUUAAAGGGUAUCUAGUAUAAAAAUACAAUUUAUAGGUUCGAGUAAUUUUCUGAGGAAUUAUUUUGUCACAAUUCUAAUUUCACUUAAAUCGAUAACUAUUCUCUAUGGUAAAGCAAUCAAUAACCUUUAUAGCAUUUGUUAAGAAGAAUCGAUACAAUUAAAAGGUUUGAUUGCAAAUUUCAAAAUAGAGUUCAACAUUGAUCCUCAAAUAAUAUAAUUAAAUUCGUAAGAGCAAGUUCUCAAAGUUGAUAAGCGUUAUUAGGUUCAUUUCGUGUGCUUAGAAUUAUGGAAUUUCCUAAUGAAACAUGUUAAAGGAGGUCUUUAUUAUUAUUAUUCUUUUAUAGGGCCAUGUAUACCUCUAUACACCAUAGAAAUAAAUGAGAUCAGAAAAAGUACUAUUCAUGACUUUACAUUUCUGUCAUAACAUAACAUUUAAGAUUUGCCAAAGGGUCUUGUAAUACCUGUAGACAUGACAUAAAUGGAGUUCUUGAUUUAAAAUGAAAAUGAUUCGUUUACUUAUAUAACAAAGGCUGUACCCUUAGCUUUUACAAUCGAAUAAGUUAUAAAAAAGAUACUCUCACCACAAUUCAACGUGACAAACCAUUUGUGCUUUAACCAAACCAGUAGGAAGGUCAUUUUAAAUAAAACUUCGACUUUAAUCUAUGAAUUGGAGUUUAGAUCUCUAUGGUUUAUUAAACCCAACCAGAAAGACAAUGGAUUUUCAGAAAAUUUCGAUGAAAUUACAUUGUAGUAGGAUUUCCAAAAUCACAUACCUGGUUCUACAGAAUCGACUUUUGAAUCAAGGGAAAUCCAAUCCAUACUAGACAGUUCAAAAUCACAUGAAUUUGAAGAUGAUAUCAAUCCCAACAACAACAGCAAUUUGAGUAUUACUUUUAAAUAUUUAGUGUUGAGAGAUAUCAGUGAAUUCAAAAACGAAAUAGAAUCCAUUCUAUAAAAUCAUAAACAACAGCCUCUUAUACUAUUGAAAGAAGAACAGGCUAUUGAGAAUAUCAAUCAAAUAAUUUUGUAGAUUGAGUAAGAAAACUGUUUCAAAAAAGAGUAACAAGAAGAAGGUACUAAUGAUGAACUUAUCGAUUAUUAAGAUAUUUGA
Molecule: messenger RNA, 1207 nt
Organism: Paramecium octaurelia
Lineage: Eukaryota; Ciliophora; Oligohymenophorea; Peniculida; Parameciidae
Source: the annotation of a GenBank genome assembly